Saccostrea echinata is the source of this 654-nucleotide messenger RNA. RefSeq lists its product as uncharacterized. The record is from RefSeq and is a predicted model, not a curated record. Lineage: Eukaryota; Metazoa; Mollusca; Bivalvia; Ostreida; Ostreidae. Bases 14 to 457 code for a protein of 147 amino acids. The transcript has 6 exons.
GGUGCUCCCAGAUAUGGCAGACAUAAAAGGUGUUGAACAAAAGUUAUCCAAAGGUUGCAAAGAAAGUCUGGAGUUCCUAAAAAAGAAGUAUGGCCCUCAAAGCCUGAAGCAUAAACCAAAACCAAAAACAGAUAGGAGCAUUUCAAAAGAACUGAUUGUUCAUAUAAUGGAUGGUAAAAAUAGGGCCUUGAAGAGAGCCUUCCCAACGGAUGAUGGACUUAGUGGCUGUCUGAAAAUCCUAACCAGCUACAGCGAUAAUGCGGAAAAUUGGAUGUCCAAAAUUAGUGACAUGUUCAGAGGGAAGAUUAUUUUCCUUCCCUACAUAAUGGGAAAAUGUGGUAUUGAAGCAAUAGAGAACCCCCAACAAUUCACACUUGGUCACUUGGAGAAACUAAAAACAAAUAAGAAAUAUGUACCACUAAAGAUAUAUGCAAAGGCCAGAGGGAAAGAUAUCUGAUGAAUUUGAAGACUUUGAAGAGCUGGAUCUUGAGACCCCAAAGAAAGAGAGAAAACAUGGAAUGAAAGCAUCCACAGAAUGUUAUGAUUUGGAGCCAUCAACAUCAAAGGAAUUAGAUGGGAAAGGGUCACCACUAGGCAGUAAUGUAGAGGAACAACCACAUAGAAAAAUAAAAUUGUCUCCAAUCAUUAUUGAAA